CCUUUACAUCAAGUAUCAAUAUUCCGAUGAAAGCUAUCUAGUGAGCUAUACUUAAUCUCAUAAAAGUAAACCAGAAUGGCAUCAAGCGAGCUGUUUACAGUCCCAAUUCCUUCUCUCAAGUCACACCAAGGAGGCAGCAUCAUCUGCACAUCUCCCGAGCCGAAAGUCUACGUCCUCACAUGGACAUCUCCUCCAGACAACAGGCUGACGCCUGCCUUUAACACGUCGCUCCUAACCGCUCUCGAUAUCAUCGAGUUCGGCUACCCACCAGGUGUCGUCGUAACAACUUCCUCCAUUUCCAAGUUCUACUCCAAUGGACUCGACCUACAGCUUGCCAUCUCAUCACCGGGGUUCUUCCAAAAUAGCCUGUACCCGGUGUUCCGAAGGUUCUUAACAUACCCCAUGCCAACAGUCGCUUUAAUCAACGGCCACGGCUUCGCAGGCGGUUUCAUGCUGGCCAUGCAUCACGACUACCGUGUCUUCGCUGGCGCGAAGGGGUACCUAUGCGUGAACGAGCUUGAGUUUGGGGCGCCGCUACUACCACCUAUGAGUUCUAUUUUCAGGAUAAAAGCGGCUCCUCAUGUGUACCGUGACAUGGUACUCGAAGCACGGCGCUUCGACGCGAAGGCUGCCCUGGAAGCUGGUCUAGUAGAUGCUGUCGGCGAGAUGGACACGGUGCUAAACUUGAUCAAGGAACGGGCGUUGGUUAAGAAGGGAGCCACCGGUGCCUACUCGCUUUUGAAGACGGAGAUGUACCGCGAAAGUGUAGCCUUGUUGGAGGCCAAUGGCAAAGACGCCGUAAACCCCGGCGACAUGCAAGCACCCGAGAAGAAGAAGAAAGCCGAAGGAGCGAAACGGUUUAAGGAAUGGAAGGAUGCACAAGGUGGAGAUAAAGCUAAGUUAUAAUAGCUUGCGAUUUUAUGUUAUUUUCUAUUUUUCAUGUAUUCAUUUGAGUCCUGAAACUCGAAAUGCGUGGCUUCAUGUAACUGUAAUUUAGUCCACUUUACGUGUCGCAUACCCCUAGAAACCUUGGACGGUAAAUACUGCGUAGCUCAAAAUAAACUAUUCAAAGAUUUUAUAUUUGAU
Molecule: messenger RNA, 1086 nt
Organism: Annulohypoxylon maeteangense
Lineage: Eukaryota; Fungi; Ascomycota; Sordariomycetes; Xylariales; Hypoxylaceae
Product: enoyl-CoA hydratase/isomerase family protein
Exons: 1
Coding region: 76-906 (276 amino acids)
Biological process (GO): fatty acid beta-oxidation
Cellular component (GO): peroxisome
Molecular function (GO): enoyl-CoA hydratase activity; delta(3)-delta(2)-enoyl-CoA isomerase activity
Source: RefSeq, a predicted model, not a curated record